Molecule: messenger RNA, 3129 nt
Organism: Castor canadensis (American beaver)
Lineage: Eukaryota; Metazoa; Chordata; Mammalia; Rodentia; Castoridae
Source: RefSeq, a predicted model, not a curated record
AUGCCUGAGGCCAAGAGCAGCCACGCGGAGACACAGGGAGGGGGCAGCCUGGAGACGGUGGCGCUGACUCAAAUUAAGCACAGCUAUCCACAUAUCAAGGUUUCUGGAAGGAAAGAAGAUGUGAAGGAAGCCAAGGAAAUGAUCAUGUCUGUCUUAGACACAAAAAGCAAUCGGGUCACGUUGAAGAUGGAUGUCUCACAUACAGAGCACUCACAUGUGAUCGGCAAAGGUGGUAACAAUAUUAAAAAAGUGAUGGAAGAAACAGGAUGCCACAUCCACUUUCCAGAUUCCAACAGGAAUAACCAAGCAGAAAAAAGCAACCAGGUGUCUAUAGCAGGACAACCAGCAGGUGUAGAAUCUGCCCGAGUUAGAAUUCGGGAGCUGCUUCCUUUGGUGCUGAUGUUUGAGUUACCAAUUGCUGGAAUUCUUCAACCAGUUCCUGAUCCUAAUUCCCCCUCUAUUCAGCACAUAUCACAAACGUACAACAUUUCAGUAUCAUUUAAACAGCGUUCCCGAGUGUAUGGUGCUACUGUCAUAGUACGAGGGUCUCAGAAUAACACUAGUGCUGUGAAGGAAGGAACUGCCAUGCUGUUGGAACACCUUGCUGGGAGUGUGGCCUCAGCUAUUCCUGUGAGCACGCAGCUAGACAUUGCUGCUCAGCAUCAUCUCUUCAUGAUGGGUCGCAACGGGAGCAACAUCAAACACAUCAUGCAGAGGACGGGUGCUCAGAUCCACUUUCCCGACCCCAGUAACCCACAGAAGAAAUCCACCGUCUACCUCCAGGGCACCAUUGAGUCUGUCUGUCUUGCAAGGCAAUAUCUCAUGGGCUGUCUUCCUCUUGUGUUGAUGUUUGAUAUGAAGGAAGAAAUUGAAGUAGAUACACAAUUCAUUGCUCAGUUGAUGGAACAGCUUGAUGUCUUCAUCAGUAUUAAACCAAAGCCAAAACAGCCAAGCAAGUCUGUGAUUGUGAAAAGUGUUGAGCGAAAUGCCUUAAAUAUGUAUGAAGCAAGGAAAUGUCUCCUCGGACUUGAAAGCAGUGGGGUUACCAUAGCAACCAGUCUAUCCCCAGCAUCCUGCCCUGCCGGCCUGGCAUGUCCCAGCCUGGAUAUCUUAGCUUCGGCAGGCCUCGGACUCACUGGACUAGGUCUUUUGGGGCCCACCACCUUAUCACUAAACACUUCCACAACCCCAAACUCACUCCUGAACGCUCUCAAUAGCUCAGCCAGCCCUCUGCAAAGUCCAAGUUCUGGCACCCCGAGCCCCACAUUAUGGGCACCCCCACUUGCUAGUACUUCAAGUGCCACAGGUUUCUCUGCUAUACCACACCUUAUGAUUCCAUCUACUGCCCAGGCCACGCUAACCAAUAUUUUGUUGUCUGGAGUGCCCACCUAUGGGCAUACAGCUCCAUCUCCUCCUCCUGGCUUGACUCCUGUUGAUGUUCAUAUCAACAGUAUGCAGACAGAAGGCAAAAAAAUCUCUGCUGCUUUAAAUGGAUGUGCACAGUCUCCAAAUAUAAAAUAUGGUGCAAUAUCCACUUCAUCACUUGGAGAAAAAGUGCUGAGUACAAAUCAUGGUGAUCCAUCCAUCCAGACAACUGGGUCUGAGCAGACUUCUCCAAAGUCAAACUCUGCAGAAGGUUGUAAUGAUGCCUUUGUCGAAGUAGGCAUGCCCCGAAGUCCUUCCCACUCUGGGAAUGCUGGUGACUUGAAACAGAUGUUGGGUCCCUCCAAGGUUUCCUGUGCCAAGAGGCAGACAAUAGAGCUACUGCAAGGCACAAAAAACUCACACUUACACAGCACUGACAGGUUGCUCUCAGACCCUGAGCUGAGUGCUUCAGAAAGCCCCUUGGCUGACAAGAAGGCUCCUGGGAGUGAGCGUGCUGCAGAGAGAGCAGCAGCUGCCCAGCACAACUCUGAGAGGGCCCGCCUUGCUCCAAGGCCACCAUAUGUCAACAUGCAGGCAUUUGACUAUGAACAAAAGAAGCUAUUGGCAACCAAAGCUAUGUUAAAGAAACCAGUGGUGACCGAGGUCAGAACACCUACAAAUACAUGGAGUGGCCUGGGAUUUUCGAAAUCCAUGCCAGCUGAAACAAUCAAGGAGCUGAGAAGGGCCAAUCAUGUGUCCUAUAAACCCACAAUGACAACCACUUAUGAGGGCUCAUCAAUGUCCCUUUCACGGUCCAACAGUCGUGAGCACUUGGGAAGUGGAAGUGAAUCUGACAACUGGAGAGACCGAAAUGGAAUAGGACCCACAAGUCAUAGUGAAUUUGCAGCCUCUCUUGGCAGCCCCAAGCGCAAACAAAACAAAUCAACGGAGCACUAUCUCAGCAGCAGCAAUUACAUGGACUGCAUUUCCUCACUGACAGGAAGCAAUGGCUGUAACCUGAACAGCUCUUUCAAAGGCUCUGACCUCCCUGAACUUUUCAGCAAACUGGGCCUGGGUAAAUACACAGAUGUCUUCCAGCAACAAGAGGUCAGUCAUUAUGUAUUUUCCUGGGUAGCUUUGUGCAUGGUGACCUCUAGAAGGAAAUCACUCAUUGACCUAUGACUGUACUUUCACUAAGCAUUUAUUCAAUUCUCAAAGCUUGUUCUUGCUGCUAAGAAAAAUGUCAUCUCAUUUCUUAUUUGUUUGGUACAGCUAGUAAACACAGGAAAGCGGAAAUAGAGAAAAUUGUUUGCAAAAAUGCACCAGAGCCAUCAUCUUUCACCAGUUUUAGCUGAAAGGCCUAGCUGGUAUAUUGAGUCACGUGAACUUGUGGAUUUACAGUUCUCCCAAUGUCAGUGUCAAGUCUGGAGAUAGCAAGAUUUCAUUCUUGCGUCCAUUGUUACUAUCUUUGUGGCACUUAGAAGUAAAUAGUAAUAGUCGAAAUAAAUAUCUGUGCCUGUGUUUGGCCCAUCCUAGUUACACUACUAAAGUCCAUUCUCACAGAAUAUAAUCUUUUAACAGAUUCAUUCAUAUAUUUAUGUUUCGGUUUUGCUGAACUGAAACAGCAUUGAGAUGUCUUCUGAACCAUCACUACCAUGGAUUUUCAUCCAGCGGAUUAGCCAUGGCCUGUUACAUAUUGGCAAGCAGAAAAAAAACCCUGAGCAGAAUUCCUUCCAAUAGUACUAUCACCUAACUAGCACACAG